This is a messenger RNA of Daphnia pulicaria, 895 nucleotides long. RefSeq lists its product as uncharacterized. The transcript is spliced from 2 exons. NCBI's taxonomy places the organism in Eukaryota, Metazoa, Arthropoda, Branchiopoda, Diplostraca, Daphniidae. The coding region runs from base 221 to 895 and encodes 224 amino acids. The record is from RefSeq and is a predicted model, not a curated record.
AAAAAGAUGGACUCUAUGUAACCCGACAACACGGAAGUAUACCACAAGUCCUAGUGUCCGUUUCGACGAAACGCUCCUCAUCACUGAUGUUCCAGAGUCAAAAAACAAACCAAACCAACAUGUUUCCACAAAACUUUGAACCGUUUCACAUUGUAUCUCGAUACUCGGACUGGAUGACGAGAUCGAAAAUCCCCUACCAAACCAAGUCAAUGCUCCUGCCAUGGCACCAAUCACGAUCAACCGUGAAAUCGGUGUCAUUGAGCCGAACAAAGACCAGGACGGCAGCGAAGAAGACGACACUGAUGACCAAAUAUCGUUCGUAACGGUCGAAGAAUUAUCUGAAAAUGGAUUGAUUGAUGACUGGGUACUGAGUCAUAGCCCGUCUGGUGUUUUUCAAGAAGCUGACCACGACGUGAAUUCUGAAGCUGGACCAAUAGAAGUCGAUGAUCAAUUGCCAGUGUCACCUGAACAUAUUCCUGCACCACCUGCCGUGAAUCCUGUCGAGCUAAUCCAAAGUCUACCUGGGGAGGAGCCACUGAUACUUGGCAGAUGGCGCGUUGGUCGAUCAAGCAGAGCACCUCAAUAUACUGCGAGGUACAAUGAGUACAAAAGAGGUCUGGCAGAUAAAGCGGAUAUGGUGCUUCUCGAUGAGUUUCGUACAAACGAAUUAGCUCUCGUUGCCGAGCCAUUUGAUCCUCAGAGUUAUGAUAAAGCAGUAGCGUCGGAUUGUCCUGAAAAGUGGAUGGCGGCAUUCAAAGAGGAAUUUGACUCUCUGGAGAAAAACAACACCUGGAAGCUAGUCGAAAAACUGCCUCCCGGAUACACUGCUAUCAACUGCAAAUGGAUUGGGAAAAUUAAACCAGGUUACGAAGGUGUGCCGGAGAGAUACAAUUGA